AUGUCCCACCGUGGAGCCCUCAGAGGUUCGGCCAACCCGGAUCGAAUCGAGGCUCCCGUCACCCUGAAAUCAUACCUCAUGUGCGCCUUCUCGGCAUUUGGGGGGAUAUUCUUUGGCUACGAUAGCGGCUACAUCAACGGAGUCAUGGGGAUGCCGUACUUCAUCAGGCAGAUUGAGGGUCCGGAUGCGACGAGCUUGAGCGGGUUCUCUAAGGCAAUCAUCACAUCUGUUCUAUCACUUGGUACAUUUGUUGGGGCGCUCGUUGCUAGUGAUUUUGCCGAUCUAUGCGGCCGGCGAGCCACCGUCCUCGGAAGCUGCGCAGUGUUCCUUAUAGGUGUCGUUCUCCAGGUGGCUUCAGCAGGGUUGCCUCUUCUUGUCAUCGGCCGUGCGAUUGCUGGGCUAGGUGUCGGAGGGGUCAGCGCGAUACUCAUUCUAUACAUGUCCGAGAUCGCGCCUCGCAAAGUCCGUGGAGCUAUUGUGUCGGGCUAUCAAUUUUGUAUUACUAUUGGUCUAUUGCUCGCUUCCGCGAUCGACUAUGCAACUCAGAACCGUGCCGAUACCAGCUCGUAUCGGAUCCCGAUUGCUAUUCAGAUGGUAUGGGCCUUGGUUCUUGCCGGCGGCUUGUCUUUCCUUCCAGAGUCGCCACGGUUCUACGUCCGCAAAGGAGAUCUCGACCGUGCCGCCGAUUCUUUAUCUCGACUACGCGGCCAACCUGUCACGAGCGAAUUCGUGAAGACCGAACUUUCUGAGAUUAUUGCUAAUUAUGAGCACGAGAAUUCUCUCGUACCUCCUGGCGGUUAUUGGAGUACAUGGCUCGCGUGCGGCCGGGGUUCUUUAAGAAAAGGGUCCAGCCACCUGCGGCGUACUGUCCUUGGGACUUCUCUUCAGAUGAUGCAGCAAUGGACUGGAGUCAAUUUUGUCUUCUAUUUCGGAACUACCUUGGACCUAGGAACUAUUCAAGAUCCAUUCCAGAUCUCCCUCAUCACGACUCUCGUCAACGUAUUCUCGACACCAAUCUCCUUCUGGGCAAUUGAAAAGCUUGGGCGCAGACCACUGUUUCUCUGGGGAGCACUCGGCAUGACAAUCUGUCAGUUCAUUGUUGCAAUUAUAGGCACAAUCGCGCACUCUACCGCGGCGCUCUCAGUCAUGAUUACCUUCAUAUGUGUCUUCAUCGUCUUCUUUGCAAUCACAUGGGGACCUGGCGCAUGGGUUCUCGUUGGCGAAAUCUUCCCACUUCCGAUCAGAGCUCGAGGAGUUGCGUUAUCAACUGCAAGUAAUUGGCUUUGGAACUUUAUUAUUGGCCUGAUUACGCCGUAUAUGGUAGACAAGGAUAAAGGCAACCUUGGUGCCAAAGUCUUCUACAUCUGGGGCAGUCUAUGCGCUACCGCGUUCUUUUUCACAUGGUUUCUUAUCCCUGAGACUAAGGGCCUUACACUUGAGCAAGUUAACAGGAUGCUCGAGGAAACGACGCCUCGUACGUCAGCUAAAUGGAAACCUCAUGAUACAUACACUGCAGAGACGAGCGGUAAAGACACUCCAGCUCCAAACGCAUUCAACAGAAGUGUAGAUGAUGAUGCAGACGAAAGGUUCUGUGCGGGCUCCAAAAUGAUCCCCUAG
Molecule: messenger RNA, 1617 nt
Organism: Xylaria bambusicola
Lineage: Eukaryota; Fungi; Ascomycota; Sordariomycetes; Xylariales; Xylariaceae
Product: general substrate transporter
Exons: 8
Coding region: 1-1617 (538 amino acids)
Biological process (GO): carbohydrate transport; transmembrane transport
Cellular component (GO): membrane
Molecular function (GO): carbohydrate:proton symporter activity
Source: RefSeq, a predicted model, not a curated record